GUGUGCUGAUCUGUCUGCUGUGCUGUCUGAACUGACUCCACACUGGUGAGUGGGGCCCCCGAGAGGGGUGCGGGUCCGGGUAAUCACCGGACUUGCGCUGGUUAGUGGGGUCGGGCAGGUGCUAUUAGGUUAGAGCGGUACCCACACGCCAAGAUUGUGGCUCUGUCUCAGGGCAUAUACAAGAGUCAAACAAUGCAUAAAUAAGUGGAACAACAAAUCAAUGUUUCUCUCUCUCUACCUUAAUCUCUCAAUAACUUUAAAAAAAAUAGUCCACUCGGCUUGGCUUGUUCUGAUCCUGCUGACUUCCUGCCAACCCUGUGCCCCAACUCGCUGCGAUGGAGGCCACAGUCCAGUUUGUGGUGGAGAGUCCCAAUGUGGUCUACAGCCCUGAGGCCAUCGAGGCGCAGUACGAGUAUCGGACGACAAGCGUCAGCCGCGGGGAAAGCGUCCUCAAGGUGGGCUGGGGGCCAGGAGGCCGGCCUGAGGCUGGGAGAUCCAGAGAGCCGGCAAGGGGUGGGAUUGCCCAACGUCUGUGGUCCCGGGCUCACUGCACUGCCCGCCCUCAGGUGUACCCCUCGUCCACGAGCUUCACCUUCCGGACCGCCCGGCGGGUGCCCCGGCUUGGGGUCAUGCUUGUCGGCUGGGGCGGCAACAACGGCUCCACGCUCACCGCUGCUGUGCUGGCCAAUCGGCUGCACCUGUCCUGGCCCACGCGCAGGGGUCGCAAGGAGGCCAACUACUAUGGCUCGCUAAUGCAGGCGGGGACCGUCAGCCUGGGCCUGGAUGCUGAGGGCCAGGAGGUGUUUGUGCCCUUUCGUACUCUGCUACCUAUGGUGUCGCCAGACGACCUUGUGUUCGACGGCUGGGACAUAUCUUCGUUGAACCUGGCUGAGGCGAUGCGGCGUGCACAGGUGCUGGAUUGGGGCCUGCAGGAACAGCUGUGGCCACACAUGGAGGCCUUGCAUCCAAGGCCCUCGGUCUACAUCCCAGAGUUCAUCGCAACUAACCAAAGCGCCCGCGCAGACAACCUUAUCCCUGGCACGCGCGCGCAGCAGCUAGAGCAGAUCCGCAGGGACAUUCGCGACUUCCGGUCCUGCGCGGGGCUGGACAAAGUCAUUGUGCUCUGGACGGCAAAUACAGAGCGCUUCUGUGAACUGGUCCCAGGCCUCAAUGACACCGCUGAAAACCUGCUGCGUACCAUCGAGUUAGGUCUGGAGGUGUCACCCUCCACACUCUUCGCAGUGGCCAGCAUCUUGGAGGGCUGCGCCUUCCUCAAUGGGUCCCCGCAGAACACUCUGGUACCUGGUGCAGUCGAACUCGCGAGGCAACACCGCGUCUUUGUCGGUGGAGAUGACUUCAAAUCAGGCCAGACCAAGGUUAAGUCUGUGCUCGUUGACUUCCUUAUCAGCUCCGGACUGAAGACCAUGUCCAUCGUGAGCUAUAACCACCUGGGCAACAAUGACGGGCAGAACCUGUCAGCACCACCGCAGUUCCGCUCCAAGGAGGUGUCCAAGAGCAGCGUGGUAGACGACAUGGUGCAGAGCAACCCAGUGCUCUAUGCACCUGGAGAGAAGCCCGAUCACUGCGUGGUUAUCAAGUAUGUGCCAUAUGUGGGUGACAGCAAACGCGCAAUGGAUGAGUACACAUCAGAGCUGAUGCUGGGCGGCACCAACACACUAGUGCUGCACAACACCUGCGAGGACUCGCUCCUUGCUGCACCUAUCAUGCUGGACCUGGUGCUGCUGACAGAGCUGUGCCAGCGUGUGAGCUUCCGCACUGACUCAGACCCAGAACCCCAGGGCUUCCACCCUGUGCUGUCAUUGCUCAGUUUCCUCUUCAAGGCACCGCUGGCUCCACCGGGCAGCCCUGUGGUCAACUCGCUCUUCCGACAGCGCAGCUGCAUCGAGAACAUCUUCAGGGCCUGCGUGGGGCUUCCACCACAGAACCACAUGCUUCUGGAGCACAAGAUGGAACGCCCCAGCCUCAAGCAAAUUGGGCAUGUGGCCGCCUCCUGCCAUGUGUCUUGUAAGAAAGAAUUGGCGCCAGCAGCCCCCCAACAGCUGUAUUGGUGAUACCAAUGGGCACUCGCAGGCUGUGGCAUCCCUGAUGCCCACCACCUGAGGCAGUGGCCAUACAGCUCCCAGCAACUCCUACCCCCUUUGCCCCUCUGGACCCAUCCUUCUAGCACACCCCCAUCCCCCAAAAG
Molecule: messenger RNA, 2206 nt
Organism: Molossus molossus (Pallas's mastiff bat)
Lineage: Eukaryota; Metazoa; Chordata; Mammalia; Chiroptera; Molossidae
Gene: ISYNA1
Product: inositol-3-phosphate synthase 1
Exons: 9
Coding region: 336-2072 (578 amino acids)
Biological process (GO): phospholipid biosynthetic process; inositol biosynthetic process
Cellular component (GO): cytoplasm
Molecular function (GO): inositol-3-phosphate synthase activity
Source: RefSeq, a predicted model, not a curated record